This is a messenger RNA of Arachis duranensis, 2126 nucleotides long. RefSeq names its product NADH-ubiquinone oxidoreductase chain 4-like. Gene Ontology annotation, molecular function: NADH dehydrogenase (ubiquinone) activity; ubiquinone binding. Bases 823 to 1350 code for a protein of 175 amino acids. Gene Ontology annotation, biological process: electron transport coupled proton transport; ATP synthesis coupled electron transport; aerobic respiration. The record is from RefSeq and is a predicted model, not a curated record. NCBI's taxonomy places the organism in Eukaryota, Viridiplantae, Streptophyta, Magnoliopsida, Fabales, Fabaceae. The transcript has a single exon.
CCUUACUACAGAAGGAGAAGCAUCUUUUAUAUUAUAUUAUAUAUAAUUGCGUGCUUUCAUACCAUCUCUUGAAGCUGGGAACGGGCUGAUACGAUUCGAAGACCAAGUCAGAGACUACUGGACGUCUCGCAGAGCGACUCUCAACGAGGACUUUGAGACUUUUUGAAAAAAAUGUGUGUGUGUUUUUUUUAAUCCAAGUUUGACUCUGAUUAGAUCCUUAGCGCUUGCGCUAAGUAAGCCCUCCAAGGCCUUAUGUAAUGUAAAAAACCGAGGAAAAUAACGUAAAGUAGAAACGAACAAUACGGUACGAUCGCUAUAUCUUUUCUUUUUCUUUCUCUCUCCUCUAUAGAAAGAGGGGAUUAUACGUGGCGUGGUAUACCUGAUCGUUUGGUCAACGAGACGUACGUAAGUCGGCAUAGCUCCAUUUAGAAUAUAAAAUUCUUUUCUUUUACUUAGCCCGCCUCUCCCAUGACUUUCCGGACCAACCCGGAUCUGCCCUCGAUCCGCAUUUUGGGAGCAGAGCAUGCAAAAUCGAGCAAUGAAUCUUAUAAAAAUUUCCUCGGGUCUCUAUAUAUAAAUCUAUAAAAAUGAAAAGCCCGGGUAGAAGCACAAGCAAAAGGAGAGAGGAAAAGUAGAAAAAGGAAGGGGGGAGGAGACUCGCCUCAAUACUUCCCACUGGACGAGAGGCGCACCUAACCCACCUACCCACUCAUCAAUCACGGUGUUCAGCUGACUUGUACUGAUAGACCCCUAUAGUAUUGGAAUUAGGCGCCCAUCUUUUUACUGUUGUUAACUAAUCUCUUCAAUGUUCGAUUCUACUCUAUGUUAGAACAUUUCUGUGAAUGCUAUUCUGAUCUAAGUGGUCCUAUUCUGUGUCCCGUGCUAGGAAGCAUUAUUCCUAUUUUCAUUCCAAAUUCAAGAAUACGACCGAUACGAUUGAUUGGUCUGUGUGCCUCUCUUAUUACUUUUUUGUAUUCCCCUGUUCCUCGGAUACAAUUCGAUCCUUCUACGGCCAAAUCUCAAUUUGUGGAAAGCCUUCGAUGGCUUCCUUAUGAAAACAUCAAUUUUUAUUUGGGUAUAGACGGUCUCUCUUUUUUCUUCGUGAUAUUGACCACAUUUCUGAUCCCUAUUUGUAUUUUAGUGGGUUGGUCUGGUAUGAGAAGUUAUGGUAAAGAGUAUAUUACAGCAUCUCUAAUUCGUGAAUUUCUAAUGAUCGCCGUGUUCCGCAUGCUGGAUCCUCUACUAUUCUAUGUUCUUCCCGAAAGCGUGCUAAUCCCUAUGUUGUGCGGAGCUGAGCAUCUUCUUUUCGCUGGGAUAAAGCUUUUCCUCUGCAGGGGCCUUGUGCAGUAAACCCCCUACGGGCGGUCGUCCGUCGUAAAGUAGUCCCCGCGAAGCUUUCGGGAAGAGGGGUAGUCUUGUGCGUAAGCAUAGCAUUUCUGGUCGAACCCGCCCAACCCAACUAAGACGAACCGAACCCGACAGACACAUCUUUUUCCUUUUGGGAGGGUACUCCGAGUAGUGGUUACCUCGUAGGACCUCGACCCGCCUACUCGGGUCUUGUAUGGAUAUGCAGGAAGGGGAGCUCCUAGGUGUGUGUAGGGGUUGUGUUUGUUCGCGAGAAUGGAUUCCUCGUCAAGUCAGUUUGGGGGGUGUGGACACACUUGCGCGAAUUCGGGUAACGGCUACAAGGGAGAAAUCGAAAGGAAACUGUACCCAACCAGGGAUGGACGUAAACUCGUAAGCUACCGAGGGUAGGGAUAAUCGUCCAGGUCUUAUUGUGAAAAAAAAGCCGCCCCGCCACAGCGGGCGGGUUGGUUCCUCUGUCGUCGCCGGGGAGCUCUUGGUGAGGAGACCUUAGGAGAAGUUGCUAAAACAAACGGGAGGAUCGACCCGUUCAGUAGAAUUCCGAAGAAAGACUGUUGGCAGCAGGCGGAGACAUUUCUUUGGCCCCCUUCAAAAAAAAAGGAAAUGCGGGCAGGGUUAAGCUCGGUAGAGGGUUCGAGACGAGAAUAGGUCCUGUCUUUAAGAUUCAGAUAAGAAAAGAGUUCCAAACCUUUAUGCAUGCACCUUCGUAUAAGUGCUGCAUACAAGUUCCGGCCAGGAUAAAUUGGAAAAAACCCAUUUGA